AUGAAGUCCACAUUUUCUCUGCUCAUUGCCGCAAUGGUGUGCGUUAACGUACUCCAUGCGGCGCCCCAUUCUCUAAGAGUCCUGAAUAAGCGACAAACGGCCACACCGACUGCAUCGGCUACGACGGUCUCUGACGGUGUUCCAGCCAAAGUCGAAACACCGGCUGUUGUUGCAACACCUGCUGUAAAAGCUGAUGUUCCUGUAUCUACUCCAGUCGUAGCUCCUGUUGCUGCUGUUCCAGUUGCUGCAGUUCCAGUCGCUGCUCCAACGGUAGUCUCUGCACCUGUCAAAGCUGCCGUGGUUGCAAAACCUGUUGAAGCUGAACCUGUUGAAGCCGAGCCUGUUGAAGUCGAGCCUGUUGAAGCCGAGCCUGUUGAAGCCGAGCCAGUUGAAGCCGAGCCAGUUGAAGCCGAGCCUGUUGAAGCCGAGCCUGUUGAAGCCGAGCCUGUUGAGGCUGAACCCGUUGAAGCCGAACCAGUUGAAGCCGAACCCGUUGAGGCUGAGCCCGCUGAAGCUGAGGUUGCUGAAGCUGAGGCUGGAGCUGCAAGAAGGAAACGACAGGCCACUUCAGCUGCCAAAGCUCCUGCUAAAACUGAAUCCAAAACUGAAACUGUCGUUGCAGCUGCCCCGGCUGUAGCUUCCCCGGCUGUAGCUGCUCCCGCUGUAACUGCUCCCGUUGUAGCUACUCCUGUUAAAGCCGCAGUCGACGCUAAACCUGUCGAAGAAGCCGAGCCAGUAGAAGCUGAGCCCGUCGAAGAAGCCGAACCCGUUGAAGCCGAACCCGUUGAAGCCGAACCCGUUGAAGCCGAACCCGUUGAAGCCGAACCCGUUGAAGCCGAACCCGUUGAAGCUGAGGCUACCGAAGCAGAGGCAACUGAAGCAGAGGCUGCUGAAGCUGGAGCUGCAAGAAGGAAACGACAGGCUACUCCAGCUGCCGAAGCUCCUGCUAAGACUGAAGCUAAGGCCGAAGCCCCCGCUCCCGCUAUAGCUGCUCCCGCUGUAGCUACUCCCGUUAAAGCCGCAGUCGACGCUAAACCUGUCGAAGAAGCCGAGCCAGUAGAAGCUGAGCCCGUCGAAGAAGCCGAACCUGUUGAAGCUGAACCUGUUGAAGCUGAACCUGUUGAAGCUGAACCUGUUGAAGCUGAACCUGUUGAAGCUGAACCAGUCGAAGCCGAACCAGUGGAAGCCGAGCCCGCUGAAGCUGAAGCUGCCGAAGCUGGAGCCGCAAGAAGGAAACGUCAGACUGUCACCGCUGAAGCGUCCGCUGGAACAUCUGCCACCGCCGGAACUGGAGCCGCCGCCGAUGCCACCGCAGCUGUUGCCACUCCCGCUGCCGCCGCUCCAGCUGCUGCCACUCCCGCACUUCCAGUCGCCCAUCCAUUCGAGGCUCCCAAGGACACACCUGAGGUGACUCAAGCAAAAGCAGCUCAUUUCGCCGCUCACGCUCAGAUCAAAGCGGCCCAAGCUGCAGCUGCUGCCCCCGCUGUUGCUCCUGCCACUGCUCCCGCAGUUCCAUCAGCUGCUGCACCUGCCACCGUCGCUGUGCCCAACGCAGAACCAGUUGAAGAGGCAGAGCCUGUUGAGGUGGAACCCAUCGAAGAAGCCGAGCCAGUGGAAGCCGAGCCCGUGGAAGCAGAGCCCGUGGAAGCAGAGCCAGUAGAAGCCGAGCCAGCGGAAGCCGAGCCAGCGGAAGCUGAGGCUGCCGGUGGAGCUGCGAGAAGGAAACGUGGUGCUGCUUUGCUUUAAAGUCUUUGAAAUUCUUCAAAGGCCAUGUCUCAGUUUCACAUAUGGUAUUCAGUUCGCCGAUGGAACGAUAAUGUGUUGCUUCCAGAUGCAAAAGAGUCAAUGACGCGAUGUUCAGGUUUCACUGAGGAGACAUUUUUGGUCAAUUUUAAUUGUAAAUUUAGUUUCUUUUUCCUCCCUGUAUUCAAAACAAGACAGGAAAUGUAAAAUAAAAAAAUUUUAAAC
Molecule: messenger RNA, 1968 nt
Organism: Daphnia magna
Lineage: Eukaryota; Metazoa; Arthropoda; Branchiopoda; Diplostraca; Daphniidae
Exons: 2
Coding region: 1-1746 (581 amino acids)
Source: RefSeq, a predicted model, not a curated record